Messenger RNA from Plasmodium cynomolgi strain B, 3597 nucleotides. Its product is annotated as structural maintenance of chromosome 2. Gene Ontology annotation, cellular component: chromosome. Gene Ontology annotation, molecular function: protein binding; ATP binding; ATP hydrolysis activity. The record is from RefSeq and is a predicted model, not a curated record. Lineage: Eukaryota; Apicomplexa; Aconoidasida; Haemosporida; Plasmodiidae. The transcript has 3 exons. Gene Ontology annotation, biological process: chromosome organization. Bases 1 to 3597 code for a protein of 1198 amino acids.
AUGCACAUCGAGGAGAUCAUCCUGGAUGGCUUCAAGAGCUAUCCAACCAAAACGGUGAUCGGGCCGUUCCACCCACAGUUCAACGCGAUAACGGGGCUAAACGGAAGCGGCAAGUCGAACGUCCUAGACGCAAUCUGCUUCGUCAUGGGCAUAAACAAUUUGAACCUGAUUCGAGUGAAUAGGUUGGACGAGCUGAUCUACAAACAAGGACAGGCGGGAAUCACCAAAGGGAGCGUAACGAUCAAAUUUAACAAUGAACAGAAGCCAAGUCCUCUACAAGAACCGUACAGAGAUAUGAAAAAUAUCACCAUAACGAGACAAAUCGUUUUAGGAGGACGCAAUAGGUACCUCCUAAAUAGCCAUAAUGCAAAGCCAAAGGAUAUUAGCGACUUUUUCCAGUCACUCAAGUUAAAUAUUAACAACCCACAUUUUCUAAUAAUGCAAGGAAAGAUAACAAAAGUGAUAAAUAUGAAGCCGGUGGAGUUGCUGGGCCUGAUUGAAGAAUCGAGUGGAACAAAGCUGUAUGAGGUGAAAAGAACAAACGCAAUAAAAUUAAUGGGAAAGAAAGAUCAAAAGCUGGAAGAAAUUAACAAAGUAUUAGUAGACGAAAUUGAACCUACACUGGUAAAAUUAAAAAAGGAAAAGGAAGAAUACAAUAAAUUUAUUAGCAAUAAUGAAGAAAUUGAAAAAUUUGAAAAAAUCGAAAUUGCAUACAAAUACUAUGUGGCCAAAAAUAUGAUGGAGAAAAGUGAAGAAAAAAUUGAAGACGCAAUGGAUGAAAAGAAAGUACUAGAAAAAGACAUAAAAGAUAUCGACAAAGAAAUUGAGAUUUAUAAAAAAGAAAAAGAACAAGAAGGAACAAAUGGAAAAGAAAAUUUCUCAUCUCAAGUCGGAAGCCAAAAUAGAAGGAAAAGAAAAAGAAAAGGAAAAAAAAAAAAAGAAGAAAUUAAAAAAGAAAUAAAACGUAUUGAGAAAAAAUUAAACGAUUAUGAAAAAAAUGACGAAAAAAAUAAUAAAAAUUUGAAGUCUUAUGAGGAUCUGAAAAAAAAAAUAGAGCUCCUACGGGAAGAGCUUAGCGAAAAGCAGACCACCAUUAACUGCUUGCUAAGUGGGGGAAUCAACAACAGUGAGUACACAGGCUCCUUCAGAGAGCAGCUCAAAAAUAAUAAAACGAAUCUGAGUCAAAUAGAGACGCAGAUAAAUAACUUGUUACAAAAUAGCAAACAUCUCGAGAAGGAAAUCAUGGCUUUAAAGGACCAGAGGAAAAAAUUCGAAAAGGAGUUCAGCGAAAUGAACAAGGAAAAAGAAACGGAGGAAAAAAAAAAAAUCGCUUGUGAGGAAGAACUACAAAAAUUAAACACUGAACAUAAUAACUUCCAAGAUUUAGACCCUCUACAAGAAGAUAAGAAGCAACUGACGAACGAAAUAGAAAAACUGCAGCAGGAGUUACAAGUGUUGAAAAAUUUAAUCAAUCAUGUAAAAAUCGAUUUCAAAAUUCCUAGCAAUGUCAACCCAAGGGAUGUCCUUGGACAGAUAUAUGAGCUGAUAAAAAUUAAGAAAGAGUACAGUCAAACAGCUUUGGCUAUUCACCUGAUCCUUGGGGGGAAAUUAUCUUAUAUACUUGUACAGAACAAAGAGUGUAGUAAAAGCUUAUUUGAAUAUAACAAUUUCGCCAAGGGAAGCAGGAGAGUAACUCUGCUGCCGUUACAAGACUGUGUCGUGUCACGAGAUGUGAACGAAAAAAUUGUGGAAGAGUGUCGAAGAUAUGUCGGGUUAGAUUCAAAAGAUAGGAAAGACGUUAUAUACUUUUUGGAUAUAAUGGAAUAUGACAGCAAAUUGGAAAAACUUAUCAAAUACCUUUUUAACGGAACUAUUAUAUGCUCCAACGUUGAUUACUGCAAGAAAAUUACAUACAAUCCAAAUAAGAAGAUGUCCUUCCCGACUAUAACCAUGGAAGGAGAUAAAUUCGACACAUCAGGAAGCAUGUCCGGGGGCUCCAAUAAAAAUAUCAACCUGUUCUUACUUCACUAUGAAAAAUAUGAAAACAAAAAAAAAGAAUUUUUCGAGAAGGAUCAAAAGUUGAAAGAAAUAAGCGCCAAGUUGGAUAUUCUCCAAAAAGCUGAGGAAAAAAAAAAUUUUUGUAAAGAUUUACAAAUCUAUGCCAACAAUUUGAGCAACAUAGAAAAUAGAAUACAAACGAGCAAGUACGGAAACAUAUGCCAAAAAAUUGAGCAGUCUAAGGAGGAAAUAGAGAAGGGACGAAAAGAACUCACCGAGUUGUAUGUCAAACAAAAGAAACUCACUGAGGUGAUACACAAAAUUGAAAAAGAUAUCUCAGAGUAUGAAAAUAAUAAAGACAAAAAAGAGGAGGACCUAAAAGAUUCUGUCAGAAAAUUAAAAAAUAAAAUAAAACUUCUCGAAAAUGAAGAACACAAAAAGAAAGAAGAAGUUGAUGGAGUACUCCUACAAAUAGAAAAUUACAAAAAACAAAUGGAAAAAGAAAGCAACGAUUUGGUGACUGCUGAUGAAACUAUAAAUCAAAUUGAUAAAAAAAUUGAAGAAAUUGAAAAUAACAUAAAUAUUUCAUUGGAAGAGCUGAAAAAUCUCGAUAAGAAAAUUUUACAACUCCAGGCUAGCUUCACUAGCUAUGAAAAUGAAAUAAAACAGGCAAUAAAAAAGAUAGAAGGUCUGGAAAAAAAGAAAAGCGAACACAUGCUUGAUUUGAAGAAGCUAGAUAACACUUUAAUCGACUUAAAAAAGGAUUCCCAAACGGCUAGCGAAACUGUGAAAUAUCUUAACAAAACCCACGUUUGGAUCGAAUCUUACGAACCUCUAUUCAAUAAAAAAUGCACUCCAUACGAUUUUGAAAAUUUUAGACAUGAUGUCAUACAGAAAAAAAUACAAGCUCUCCAGAAUGAACAGAACAAAUUGUCUAUAAAUAUCAACAGGAAGGCUGUCCAAAUGUAUGAACAGGUGCAGGUGGAUUACAAGGAUCUCAUUACGAAGAAGUCCCAGGUGGAGGAGGACAAGAAAAAGAUACAAGAAGUUAUAGCAGAUUUGGACGUGAAAAAAAGCGAGAGUUUACUUGCUAUGUAUGAACAAAUUAAUGAGUACUUCCAGGCCAUCUUUUCCACGCUGCUCAAUAAUGCGCAGGCUAAGUUGAGUGUGGUGGACGGGGACCUCUCCAACGGGAUUGAGAUGAAGAUCGCCUUCAACAACAACUGGAAGGAGUCCCUAACCGAACUGAGCGGUGGUCAGAGGAGUCUCCUGGCGCUUUCCUUAAUUUUGGCGCUGCUCAAAGUAAGGACCGUCCCCAUGUACAUACUGGACGAAAUAGACGCUGCGUUGGACCUAAACCACACGCAAAAUAUUGGAGAUAUGAUAAGGACGCAAUUUCCGAACUCCCAAUUUAUUAUUGUCUCAUUAAAAGAGGGGAUGUUUUCCCACGCGGAUGUUUUGUUCAAAAUGAGAUUUAUCGAUGGCAUUUCGACCGUCAACCGACACUCGCUUGACAUUAGGCAGUGCAAAAACAAGGAGGUGACCGAGGUGAAGCGCCGAAGGGUUACGAUUCACGAGAGGGAUCCGGACGACGACUGA